AUGUCCCUCUGUAGUUUAUUCAGCAUGAUGGCUGCUGAUGCUGCGGUAGCUUCCUCCUCACCUCAUCGCAUCUCACCUCAUCCCUACCGCCAGCUGUCGUUUCACCUCUUCACCCUUAUCAGCCUCCUCUUCUUUCUCCCAGCCCAGGCGAAGGGAUUGCUUGGCGUCCGCCCAGAGGACACUAAAGCCGGGGAGCUGUCAGUGCAGGACGGGCUGCUCCAGGCGACCGAGGGUACGCGCUUCAUGCUGCGGGUUUACUACGCAGCAUCCUCGGUUACACAGAGAGCCAACAACCACUCUGGGAGUAGGAGACCAGAAGCUGCCGCUGCCGCUGCCGCACCAUGGAUCGCCUUCAUAGAAGAACCAGGUGGGGAGCGAAAGCGAGGGGAGGGGGAGAGACUGGUCCCUCCCAAACAGAACCCGUGCGUGGACGAGCAUGCUCGGAGUUCUGACAUCGAGCUCCUGGGUUCCUUCAGGUCUGCGUCCAGCCACAACUCUGUUCUAGUGGAGCUGCUCGCCAAAGACCUGCGCAAAGAUGAGCGGAUCAAAUACUACACCAUGUGCGCGUUUGACGGGGUGAAGUGGGAGCAUUUCAGCACCAGAGACUUCUGGCUAGCCGUGGUGGAGCGACCCCCGCAUGCGGAUGUGUGGCUCCAGUUGGGGGUGUCGGUGAUGCUACUGGGGCUCUCUGCGCUCUGCAGCGGGCUGAACAUCAGUAUGCUAGCCAUGGAUCCCGUCGAGCUCCGUGUUCUCCAAAACAGCGGCACCGAGAAGGAACAAAAAUACGCACACAAGAUCGAAUCCGUGCGUAAACAUGGCAACUACAUCCUGUGUACUGUGGUACUCGGAAACGUGCUGACCAACACCUGUUUCGUGGUGUGGAUGUGCCGGAUUAUAGGGAUGACUCCCACCUCCCUUGCUACCUGCACUUUCGGGAUUUUCUUCAUAGGAGAGAUUCUGCCUCACUCUGUGGCGUCCAGACACAGCCUAGCCAUCGCCUCCAAAACCAUCUGGGCCACCCGGCUUCUAAUGCUGGUCUCCUUCCCCAUCUCCUACCCCGUCUCCAAGCUCCUAGACAUCAUGCUUCACCAGGAGAUCAGUAACUUCUACACCAGAGAGAAACUGGUGGCCAUGCUGCGCGUCACAGACCCCUACCACGAUCUGGUCAAAGAGGAACUCAACAUCAUCCAGGGCGCCCUGGAGUUACGCACCAAGACCGUAGAACAAGUUCACACCCCUCUGGCGGACUGUUAUAUGCUCUCCUCAGAUGCUGUUCUAGACUUCUGUACUAUGUCUGACGUCAUGCAGAGUGGGUUCACCCGGAUCCCGGUCUAUGAGAACGACAGGUCCAUCAUCGUUGAUAUCCUGUUCGUCAAAGACCUGGCAUUCGUGGACCCGGAUGACUGCACCCCGCUGAAGACCAUCACCCAGUUCUACAAACACCCCAUGCACUGUGUGUUCAGAGACACCAAACUGGAUGUAAUGCUGGAGGAGUUCAAGAGAGGUAAAUCCCACCUGGCUAUAGUCCACAGGGUGAACAGUGAGGGGGAGGGGGACCCCUUUUAUGAGGUCCUGGGAAUUGUUACUUUGGAGGACGUUAUCGAAGAAAUAAUCAAGUCUGAGAUUGUGGACGAGACAGACCUCUACAGGUAAAGUUGAGGUGGAGAUUGGUAAGGAGGCUCUUCGUUUUGAGAACGGAGCUUUCUCCUGUUAUGGAAUGUCAGCCCUCAUACCACCAUUGUCCAUAGUCAACAGGUUUGGUUCUGGUAGCAGUGGGUUGAACCAGUCAGACUCUUUCCUAUCAGGAGGCAGUGUGGGUCAGCUGAGUAUAGGAGGGGGAGGAGUCUACCUACCUGACUUCUCUGUCAGACAACUCACUGACCUACAGAUUAUUAAGGUAACAAGAGGAGUUAUUUGAUGGGGGAACAAGGUGGAGGAAGGCAUGGAGCAGUCAUCGUCGACCACCCAGCACAAAACCAGAGAGAAGAGACAACAGGGAAGAUCUAGCACAGAUAAUAAACUGUCUUGCUCUCUCUCUCUUUUCCCUUCCUCCCAGUCUUCUACCCACUGGGUACUGGGGUAGACGUUUAGUUGGGAUCACACUGUAGUACUUAGACAUCCAGAAGCUCAAGACCUUUCGCUGAACUGUCCACUCCCCAGACCCUAGAUAACCUCUGUCCACUCCCCAGACCCUGGAUAACCUCUGUCCACUCCCCAGACCCUGGAUAACCUCUGUCCACUCCCCAGACCCUGGAUAACCUCUGUCCACUCCCCAGACCCUGGAUAACGUCUGUCCACUCCCCAGACCCUGGAUAACGUCUGUCCACUCCCCAGACCCAACCCCCUAACCCUGGAUAACGUCUGUCCACUCCCCAGACCCUGGAUAACGUCUGUCCACUCCCCAGACCCUGGAUAACGUCUGUCCACUCCCCAGACCCUGGAUAACCUCUGUCCACUCCCUAGACCCAACCCCCUAACCCUGUAUAACCUCUGUCCACCACUCCCCAGACCCUGGAUAACCUCUGUCCACUCCCCAGACCCAACCCCCUAUCCCUGGACCUCUGUCCACUCCCCAGACCCAACCCCCUAACCCUGUAUAACCUCUGUCCACUCCCCAGACCCAACCCCCUAUCCCUGGACCUCUGUCCACUCCCCAGACCCAACCCCCUAACCCUGUAUAACCUCUGUCCACUCCCCAGACCCAACCCCUAACCCUGGAUAACCUCUGUCCACUCCCCAGACCCAACCCCCUAACCCUGGAUAACCUCUGUCCACUCCCUAGACCCAACCCCCUAACCCUGUAUAACCUCUGUCCACUCCCCAGACCCAACCCCUAACCCUGGAUAACCUCUGUCCACUCCCUAGACCCAACCCUCUAACCCUGUAUAACCUCUGUCCACUCCCCAGACCCAACCCCCUAACCCUGUAUAACCUCUGUCCACUCCCCAGACCCAACCCCCUAACCCUGGAUAAUCUCUGUCCACUCCCCAGACCCUGUCUAACCUCUGUCCACUCCCCAGACCCAUCCCCCAGACCCUGUCUAACCUCUGUCAAACCCCCUAACCCUGGACCUCUGUCCACUCCCCAGACCCUGGAUCACCUCUGUCCACUCCCUAACCCUGGAUAACCUCUGUCCACUCCCUAACCCUGGAUCACCUCUGUCCACUCCCUAACCCUGGAUCACCUCUGUCCACUCCCUAACCCUGGAUCACCUCUGUCCACUCCCUAACCCUGGAUCACCUCUGUCCACUCCCUAACCCUGGAUAACCUCUGUCCACUCCCUAACCCUGGAUCACCUCUGUCCACUCCCUAACCCUGGAUCACCUCUGUCCACUCCCUAACCCUGGAUCACCUCUGUCCACUCCCUAACCCUGGAUCACCUCUGUCCACUCCCUAACCCUGGAUCACCUCUGUCCACUCCCUAGACCCUGGAUGCUCUCUCUCCUUUGAGUUGUCUGGGUAACGGACUACUGAAACAUUAUGACUUGAAUGAAUUGAUGUACUUUGCUGUAUAUUUCUGUUGAGUCACCUUUCAUCCACCCAUCUCUACAGGGGAAGAAGAAGAAACUAAAUGAAGAGGAACAAAAGAGGGAAAUAGCAUGUCUAGACCUGAGCCGUAUUAGAAAUAUUUUCAUUUGUCAACCAAGAAGACGAAAAUGUCUGUGUUCUACCAUCAGACAGUUUUUUUUAAGGGAACUGUCCUUAUCAUAGAAUACUUGUCAUAGAAUACUUAUCCUAGAAUACUUAUCCUAGAAUACUUAUCCUAGAAUACUUAUCAUAGAAUACUUAUCAUAGAAUACUUAUCCUAGAAUACUUAUCCUAGAAUACUUAUCAUAGAAUACUUAUCCUAGAAUACUUAUCCUAGAAUACUUAUCCUAGAAUACUUCUAUCAGUCAAUCACCGAUGGCUGGUAGGAGUCCUGCUAUGUGAAUGCCAUCCUCACUGCCAGUGUUCUGGCCACACAAAGGGAAGAAACACACACCAGCCAUGAGAACAAGCACAAUGUCUACAACCACAGGGACUUUAUACUGAUUCAAAGGAGCAGUCUGACUUUUCUUUGGCACAUGUGGCCACUGGAAGAAAUGCACAAACAGUCAAGUCUCAGGCAACACACACGCACACACACACACGCACGCACACG
Messenger RNA from Oncorhynchus gorbuscha (pink salmon), 4141 nucleotides. Its product is annotated as metal transporter CNNM1-like. The transcript is spliced from 7 exons. Bases 1 to 1653 code for a protein of 550 amino acids. Gene Ontology annotation, molecular function: transmembrane transporter activity. NCBI's taxonomy places the organism in Eukaryota, Metazoa, Chordata, Actinopteri, Salmoniformes, Salmonidae. Gene Ontology annotation, biological process: transport; magnesium ion homeostasis. Gene Ontology annotation, cellular component: plasma membrane. The record is from RefSeq and is a predicted model, not a curated record.